UCGCCCAUAUCUACAAUUGCCGAAUAAACAAGACAGAAGAAAAUACUAGUCACUGAUACUUCCGCGUUAGAUUAAAGUGUCAGUUUUCAUACAAAAGAUGUGCCUAUUGAUGUCUUUCAACAGAGCUAUUCUAGUAGAAGCUUGAAGAUGAAGAAUGAACCUUGAGGGUUUCAUUUAACACCAUUAUUUGUUCCACCAUUGACUGAACAUCUUUGGUGGAAUGGACUUUAACCAACCUCCAGGGUAAUGGCACGGUUUAGGCGGAAGUCAUGUUGUGCACUUAUUGCUUUAGCCUUGGCUGUGUUUAUUAUAACAGUCAUCCUAAAGUCUCUGAGCCCUGAGGAUAAUAAUUUUGGCAGUCAGUUUGCAUUAAGGCUUAUUCCACCUUCAAGACAAAUGGAACAAGAUAACAAAGCUGUUGUAUCCGCUAAACCUGCGCAGAUGAUACCAGCAGAGAAAGCUGAUAGAAUGGAGAACGAAAUGCAAGGUUUUCCUGAGCCAAAUUACAAUGUGCACGCUUUCUACUAUGUGUGGUAUGGGAACCCGCAGUUUAAUGGAAAAUAUGUUCACUGGGAUCAUUUACUCUUACCACACUGGGACCCCAAAGUGGCCUCAGGUUAUCCAUCCGGACGACACCAGCCUCCUGAUGACAUCGGGGCCAAUUUCUACCCUGCACUAGGUCCAUACAGCUCCAGAGAUCCAAUGGUUUUAGAGGAACACAUGCGACAGCUGAGAACAGCUGCUGUUGGUGUUCUAGCUGUUUCGUGGUAUCCACGUAGUAUGAAGGACGACAAUGGUGAAGAAAUUGAUAAUUUGCUGCCUUUGGUUCUGGAUGCAGCUGACAAAUAUCAGUUGAAGGUUGUUUUUCAUAUUGAACCAUACAAAGGACGAGAUGAUGCAAAUAUGCGUGAAAAUAUUAAAUAUAUUGUGGAGCGAUAUGGAAACCAUCCUGCUUUUUAUAGAUACAAAACAAGCAAUGGCAAAUUUCUUCCCCUGUAUUAUGUAUAUGACUCCUACUUGCAAACUCCAGAUGUUUGGGCACAACUUCUAAAGCCAAAUGGUUUAUCGACAAUCAGGAACACACCGUAUGAUGGCAUCUUCAUUGCUCUUCUUGUGGAAGAAAGGCAUAAGAAGGACAUACAGACUGCUGGAUUUGAUGGACUCUACACGUAUUUUGCGACCAACGGCUUUACUUAUGGCUCCUCACAUCACAACUGGAGAUCCAUUAAAACCUUCUGUGACUAUAAUGACUUGGUAUUUGUUCCAAGUGUAGGGCCAGGUUAUAUCGACACUAGCAUUAGACCCUGGAACUCCCAGAAUACAAGGAACCGCAUUAAUGGCAAGUAUUACGAGACCUCUUUUAAUGCGGCUGUGGAGGCAAGGCCACAGAUCAUCUCUAUAACUUCAUUCAAUGAAUGGCAUGAAGGAACCCAAAUCGAAGAGGCCAUCCCAAAGACAUGGGGUAAAACUGUGUAUCUUGACUACCUUCCUCAUAAACCUACAGUUUAUUUAGAGAUAACACAAAAAUGGGCUAGAAAAUUCAGUGAGGAGCAGAAAAAAUGGCUGGAGUAAAGAAAAGUUAAUUACUUUAUUGUUAAUCCUGAAAAAGCAACGCUGCCCUAAGAAGUGCUUACAAGGACCAUGAUUUGUUUUUUUUUGUUCUGUUUGAGUUGUGUGCAGUUUGUAUUACUUACCUUUUACCACUGUAUAUGACAACUUGACUGAUUAAACUCGUCAAAUAUUAAUGCUAAAAUGCAAUCAGAAAUAUUCUGCCUAGAAGCUGUAAAUAAAACAGCUUUACUUUAUACUAGGUGUUUUUAAAUACACUGAAUAAAAUAAUGUAGAAACAGUCUUUUACUCUGAAAUUGCUAGUAAAUAAAUUAAAAAAAUUAUUUUUUGCAAAUAUGCAUUUUAAACUACAGUUUGAUGAAAAGUCUUUCAAGAUUCACAUAUGGUAUUCAUAGACGGUCUUUCUCAGAAUAACACAAUAACACACCGAGCCAUAUGCUUUAAAUUUUAAUUAAAUGCAUAACAUAUAAAGACACCUAAUAUAAAGUUUGACCAACAUAAUUGCCUAUGGUUGCUCUGGCAUCACAACUGUUUAAUUAAUUGCUUGAUUAUUUAUUAUAUUAAUAGAAGUUAUUAAAUUAACAAUAAAUUAUUUAAAUGAAAAA
Molecule: messenger RNA, 2174 nt
Organism: Cyprinus carpio (common carp)
Lineage: Eukaryota; Metazoa; Chordata; Actinopteri; Cypriniformes; Cyprinidae
Product: glycoprotein endo-alpha-1,2-mannosidase-like
Cellular component (GO): Golgi apparatus
Molecular function (GO): alpha-mannosidase activity
Source: RefSeq, a predicted model, not a curated record